AAUGGUGGGAUUUAAAUAAGCCGAUUCAAAGGCUAACCCCAUGUCUUCGAUUCCUCCAAAAAACAAGAAAUAAACCCCAAAUCUCCUCCUUUUUCUUCUUCUUCGCUCAUAGUUACACCAAAUUCUCUGCUAAACCCAUCUUCAUCGCUUGCUCUGUUCUUGAAAUUGAAAAAAAUUGAAGAAGAAAACAGAGAUAUGAAGAUCCACUGUGAUGUUUGCAACAAAGAAGAAGCCUCUGUUUUUUGCCCCUCCGACGAAGCCGCCCUCUGCUCUGCCUGCGACCACCACGUCCACCGAGCCAACAAGCUCGCCGAGAAACACAGCCGAUUCACACUCUUCCGAUCCACUCCCACCGCCAAUUCACCGCCGUCGUGCGAUAUCUGCCAGGUCCGGCGAGCGUUUCUAUUCUAUCUUGAAGACAGAGCAAUCCUCUGUAGAGAAUGCGACAUUCCAAUUCACGGCGCAAGCGAACACACCCAGAAACACAGCCGGUUUCUUCUCACUGGUGUGAAGGUUUCACCGUCGCCGGCGACUUCCUCUUCCUCCUCCUCUAUCUCCGGCGGCGGCGAUGAAAGCGAGGAGGUCACAAUUGAAGCUGAAAUUGGGAUCUUUAAGGCGAGAUCGAGGAAGGAGGCGAAAAUGGGGUCAAAAGGGUUGCUUCGAGGUCCUCUAAUGGAGGAUUUGCAGGCACCGAUUGUGGGGAAUUUUGGUGGGAUGAGUGAAAAUGGGGUUUCGUUUUCGACAAGUAACAUAUCGGAGUAUUUGGAGAGCUUGCCGGGUUGGUGCGUGGAGGAGUUUCUUGAUUCUUCGUGUGUUGCUGAUGUUUUCUGUAAAGUUUGAAGCUUUUUUUAGAGAGAGGGGAAAGAUGGAAGAAUGAUUCCGACCGCCACAAUGCCACUUUAAACUUUCAUCUGUUCCUAAUAGUCUUGUCGUGAGAGCUUUCUUUUGUAGUCAUUACGAGUUUAUUUUACCCUUUCAGUUCUUCAUAUGUAUAGUUACCUUCUUUAUG
Cucurbita maxima (winter squash) is the source of this 1009-nucleotide messenger RNA. Its product is annotated as B-box zinc finger protein 20-like. Gene Ontology annotation, cellular component: nucleus. Lineage: Eukaryota; Viridiplantae; Streptophyta; Magnoliopsida; Cucurbitales; Cucurbitaceae. Gene Ontology annotation, biological process: regulation of DNA-templated transcription; photomorphogenesis. The coding region runs from base 196 to 840 and encodes 214 amino acids. The record is from RefSeq and is a predicted model, not a curated record. Gene Ontology annotation, molecular function: zinc ion binding. The transcript has a single exon.